Molecule: messenger RNA, 1536 nt
Organism: Arachis stenosperma
Lineage: Eukaryota; Viridiplantae; Streptophyta; Magnoliopsida; Fabales; Fabaceae
Product: anthranilate phosphoribosyltransferase, chloroplastic
Exons: 10
Coding region: 38-1267 (409 amino acids)
Biological process (GO): L-tryptophan biosynthetic process
Cellular component (GO): cytosol
Molecular function (GO): anthranilate phosphoribosyltransferase activity
Source: RefSeq, a predicted model, not a curated record
CUUUAAAUAAAGCUUGACCCAACAAGAACACACAUCAAUGGCGCACACACUCUCACUCACACAGCCGCAUGCUCUCUCUUCUUCUUCCCUCACCACACCUUCAAUUCAUCACCGCCUUCCAACCUCGUUUUCCCUUAACAACCCGAAAGCAACCACCUUUUCCAUCGCCUGCACCGCUUCUUCUUCAAAUGCGUACGUCGCCGUUUCUAACAACAAUGCACGUUCACCUUCCUCCGUUUCCUCCAUUACCCAGCUAAUUGAAUCGUUGAUUAAUGGAGUUGAUUUAUCGGAAACUGAAGCUGAAGCUUCUCUUCACUUCCUCUUGAAUGAAGCUGAUGAGGCUUUGAUUAGCGCUGUUCUUGUUCUCUUGAGAGCUAAAGGCGAGACUUUUGAAGAAAUUGUGGGGUUAGCAAGGGCUAUGAUCAAUCAUGCUACCAAGGUGGAAGGUUUGCUUGAUGUGGUUGAUAUUGUUGGAACUGGAGGGGAUGGUGCCAACACUGUUAACAUUUCGACCGCGGCUUCGAUACUUGCUGCAGCCUGCGGUGCCAAAGUUGCAAAGCAAGGAAGCCGAUCGAGCUCUUCUGAAUGUGGAAGUGCUGAUGUAUUAGAAGCAUUGGGGGUUGUCAUUGACCUAGGUCCUGAGGGGAUAAGAAAAUGUGUGGAUGAAGCAGGAAUUGGGUUUAUGAUGUCUCCAAAAUAUCACCCAGCAAUGCAGAUUGUCAGGCCUAUUAGAAAAAAGCUGAAGGUAAAAACUGUAUUCAACAUAUUGGGGCCCAUGUUAAAUCCAGCGCAAGCACCUUUUGCAGUUGUUGGGGUAUACACAGAAGAUUUGGUCUACAAAAUGGCUAAAGCACUUCAAAGAUUUGGCAUGAAAAGAGCUUUAGUGGUUCACUCUGAAGGUUUGGAUGAGAUGAGUCCUCUCGGCCCUGGUAUAGUUCUUGAUGUUACACCAGAGAGAAUUGAUAAGUUCUCAUUUGAUCCCUUGGAGUUUGGCAUUCCUCGGUGCACUCUUGAAGGCUUAAAAGGUGGUGGUCCCGAAUACAAUGCAGAGGUUCUGAGGCGCGUUUUAGGCGGAGAGCCAGGGCCUAUUGCUGAUGCUAUUAUUCUCAAUGCAGCAGCAGCUCUUCUAGUCAGCGGCCGCGUAAGGAACCUAGCAGAAGGGGUGUCUGUGGCGCGCGACUCGCAACAAUCAGGAAAGGCUCUAAAGACUCUUGAUUUGUGGAAGGACCUCUCAAAUAAAAUAAAAGAAGAUGCUGUCACUGAAUAAAAGCUCGAAUCAUUUUGAUGCAUGGACUGGCUUUGAUGUACAUUAAUAAUUUAAUAAUCUCGGAUGUAAAAUUAUGUAUCCUUCAGUACUAUUGCCAAAAAAGGAAAAGGUUUUUAGGAAUGUAUAGGGGGAUUUGAAGUUUUCCAUUUUAUUUUUUUAUUGUUUUAUUUUUACAAGAACAAAAGGAGGCAGCACAGGAAAAACAUAUGUUGUGCUGUUUUUAUACAAAUUAUGUCAGAUUUUCAAGAAUAAGAUCAAGUGAAAAACCC